Messenger RNA from Tupaia belangeri chinensis (Chinese tree shrew), 1237 nucleotides. It is a transcript of the gene IAH1, whose product is annotated as isoamyl acetate hydrolyzing esterase 1 (putative). Lineage: Eukaryota; Metazoa; Chordata; Mammalia; Scandentia; Tupaiidae. Gene Ontology annotation, molecular function: hydrolase activity, acting on ester bonds. The record is from RefSeq and is a predicted model, not a curated record.
UUCUCUUUCCAGCCUGGUGGAUGGGGAGCCGCGCUGGCCGACAGGCUGGUCAGAAAAUGUGACGUUCUGAAUCGUGGAUUUUCAGGUUACAAUACAAGAUGGGCCAGGAUCAUCCUUCCACGGUUAAUCAGGAAAGGGAACAGCCUGGACAGCCCGGUAGCAGUUACAAUUUUCUUUGGUGCCAAUGACAGUGCACUAAAAGGUGAGAACCCAAAGCAGCACGUGCCCCUGGAAGAGUAUGUCGCAAACUUGAAGAGCAUGGUGCAGUACCUGAAGUCUGUGGACGUCCCUGAGAAUCGGGUCAUUCUCAUCACGCCGCCCCCGCUUUGUGAGCCAGCCUGGGAACACGAGUGCAUCGCGCAAGGAUGCAAAUUAAAUCGCCUGAACUCAGUUGUUGGAGAAUAUGCCCAUGCGUGUUUGCAAGUGGCCAAGGACUGUGGGACGGACGUGCUUGACCUGUGGACCCUGAUGCAGCAGGACAACCAGGAUUUCUCGUCCUAUCUGUCAGACGGACUCCACCUAUCGCCAAAGGGAAAUGACUUUCUGUUCUCACAGCUCUGGCCUCUGGUGGAGAAGAAGGUCGCUUCUCUGCCCUUGCUCCUUCCUUACUGGCGGGACGUGGAGGAAGCACGGCCCGAGCUGAGUCUGCUGGGAGACGGAGACCACUAGGCAGCCGUGAGAGCCGAGUCCUGGUCGUCCUCCGCCGAGGAGGCAGAGCAAGCGCUUUUUUUCCUCAUACUUAAACCUUUGCUCAUGGUUCAUGGAUCAAAAAAAAUUACCCUUUGUGGGGCCAGCAGGUGGUGUGGUGGUUAAGGCGCUGGAAUUCCCACAUGGCUGACCAUGGUUUGAGUCCUGGACCUGGUGGCUUGCGUGUGCGUGCUCUCUCUCUCUUUCUCUGACCAAACUCAUGUGAAAUAAUAAUAAUAAAUAAAUAAUUCUUUAAAAAAAAACUGUUAAAAAAAUUACCCUUUGCUACCAAUAUGAAUAAAAUAGGAUUUUUCAGGGAAGCUUGUUAAGUAGGUUCAUUCUGUGUUGGUAUUGAACAUUUAUUGAUUGUAGGUACCAUCAGUGCCAUGGCUACAAAAUAUACCCCAAGCAGAUUAAUUUCUAUAAAUGGCAAAAAAAAGGGUAAGAACAACUGUUUUUUUAAAAAGUCACAAUUUUAUAAAAAUGGUUUUCUUACAUUCUGAGAACUGUUUCACACAUACACCCAAUACACCCCACUCACCUCAUCAAA